CGAAGAACAAAUAAAAACUUUCAUGUGAAAAUGGCGUCCGACGUGAGUCGUGAUAGCUCUGAAAAUAAACGCAAACUAGAGGAGGAUGAAGACGGAGAGGAGUGGGUCGGUCCUCUGCCCAGUGAGGCCACUCAAACAAAGAAAAAGAAAGUUCUUGAGUAUGAACGAGUGUAUCUGGACAAUUUACCCUCUGCCUCCAUGUAUGAAAGAAGUUACAUGCACAGAGAUGUUAUUACACACAUCGUUUGUUCCAAAACAGAUUUUAUCAUCACAGCAAGUCAAGAUGGCCAUGUGAAGUUCUGGAAGAAGAAGGAGGACGAGGGAAUAGAGUUUGUCAAGCAUUUUCGCAGCCACUUGGGUGUGGUGGAGUGUAUUUCCGUGAGUGCGGAGGGUGCACUUCUCUGCUCUGUGGGUGACGAUCAGGCUAUGAAAGUUUUUGAUGUCGUCAACUUUGACAUGAUCAACAUGCUCAAACUUGGCUUCUACCCGGGCCAGUGCGAAUGGAUCUAUAAUCCAGGAGAUGCUAUCUCCACAGUCGCCUGUUCCGAGAAGUCAACAGGGAAGAUUUUCGUUUAUGAUGGGCGUGGAAGUAAUCAGCCCCUGCACAAGUUUGACAAGAUGCACACUGCGCCAUUGUCCCAGAUCCGUCUGAACCCAAAGUUUCGUGUCAUCGUGUCUGCCGAUAAAGCAGGUAUGCUGGAAUACUGGACGGGGCUCCCCAGUGAAUUCAAAUUUCCCCGGCAGGUAGAGUGGGAGUAUAAGACAGACACAGACUUGUAUGAGUUUGCCAAAUGCAAAACUUAUCCCACGAGCCUGGCGUUCUCCCAAGAUGGCAAGAAAAUGGCCACCAUCGCCGUUGACCGCAAAGUGAGGAUUUUCCGUUUCCUGACUGGGAAGUUGAUGAGGGUGUUCGACGAAUCGUUAACGAUGUUCACGGAGCUCCAGCAGAUGAGGCAGCAGUUGCCAGAUAUGGAAUUUGGCCGCAGAAUGGCGGUGGAGAGAGAGCUGGAGAAGGUGGACGGCAUCCGACUGACCAACAUUAUCUUCGAUGAGACGGGACACUUUGUGCUGUACGGCACCAUGCUGGGCAUCAAGGUUAUAAACGUGGAGACUAACAGGUGUGUGCGGAUCCUGGGGAAACAGGAGAACAUUCGUGUUGUGCAGCUGAGCUUGUUUCAGGGUGUAGCAAAGGCCAUGCAGGCAGCACCAACCAUUGAGAUGAAAGCCUCCGACAACCCCGCACUGCAGAGCUCCGAACCAGACCCCACCAUCUUCUGCACCGCCUUCAAGAAGAACCGCUUUUACAUGUUUACAAAGAGAGAGCCAGAGGACACUAAGAGUGCCGACUCUGACCGUGAUGUCUUUAACGAGAAACCAUCUAAAGAGGAAGUGAUGGCAGCUACACAAGCAGAAGGGCCGAAAAGAGUGUCAGACAGCGCUAUCAUUCAUACCACUAUGGGCGACAUCCACAUCAAACUCUUUCCUGUGGAAUGCCCCAAAACAGUGGAGAACUUCUGCGUUCACAGCAGGAAUGGCUACUACAAUGGCCACCUAUUCCAUCGUAUCAUCAAGGGCUUCAUGAUCCAGACCGGUGACCCGACGGGCACAGGGAUGGGAGGGGAAAGCAUCUGGGGUGGGGAGUUUGAGGACGAGUUCCAUGCCACCCUUAGGCACGAUAGACCCUACACACUCAGUAUGGCCAACGCAGGCCCAGGAACCAACGGAUCACAGUUCUUCAUCACUGUCGUCCCAACACCCUGGCUGGACAACAAGCACACUGUCUUUGGGAGGACCACGAAAGGGAUGGAAGUGGUCCAGAGGAUCUCCAAUGUUAAAGUCAACCCCAAAACCGACAAGCCAUAUGAAGAUAUCAGCAUCAUAAACAUCACCGUCAAAUAGAUGUGGUCACAGCUCUACUCUCCUGACUGUGUAAAAUAAAGUGUCUUUUUUUUAAAAUAACCAUGUUUUUGUUGCACUUGCAUCAUUCAAAACACAAUGCGCAGUGUUUUUCAGCUUUGUUUUUAAUAGCGUAACAUUAUGAAUGGUUAUACAAAAAGCUGUCAUCAAAUCAACAAGAAACAAAUGUUUGGAUGCACUGUGAUUGAGGUUUCCAAAAGCCACAUUAACAAAAUCUUUCACAACUUGAAAUGCAUCACACAUGCUUUUCCUAAGUACAGUUAGUCAACAUUACAUAGCAAUGAGGAACAACGUUUCAAACCAAAGGAUGGUUUCUAAAAACAAACUAUGUCUAAUAAUGGAGCUUUAAAAUAUGGCUACAUCUGAGUUAUAGAUAAAGUGUAUAUAUAACCUAAAUGCAUAUGACGUAACAAUUUUUUAUUUUGUUAUAAAAGGUAAAGGAAUACUUAUUCCAAAGUUCAAGGUUGUUUAGAGAGGACAUUUGGCAUUCUUGGCCAGAUAAACUAAAGUUUAUGCACGUCACACAAAGGAAGAUGAAGCAGAGGCCAAAUAAAAUCCUCCAUUAAAAUAUAAUCAGUAACUAUUUUUUUGUUUUUGCAACAUACACAUCCAUGCACCAGUCUUAAGACCACAAAGUAUAUUUAAAUAAAUAUUUACAGGCUCAUUUCAAAGUCCAGAGAAUUCACUAAAGCAAUAAAAAAUAAAAAAAAUAAACAGCUGGGGACAUCAAGUAUAAGGGUGUGUUAUUUGUUGAAUCUUACAACAACACAUGUCCAGAUCAUAUUGCACCCUAAAAUAAAGAGAAGAAA
Molecule: messenger RNA, 2726 nt
Organism: Myxocyprinus asiaticus (Chinese sucker)
Lineage: Eukaryota; Metazoa; Chordata; Actinopteri; Cypriniformes; Catostomidae
Gene: ppwd1
Product: peptidylprolyl isomerase domain and WD repeat containing 1
Exons: 11
Coding region: 31-1899 (622 amino acids)
Biological process (GO): protein peptidyl-prolyl isomerization
Molecular function (GO): protein binding; peptidyl-prolyl cis-trans isomerase activity
Source: RefSeq, a predicted model, not a curated record